GGUAAUUGCCUCGCAAUUAUGCUCAGAACUCCGCCCUUUGGUGAAAUGACAGAUCCUUGAUAUCGUGUGAUUCAAGAAUUGGCUUCAUCUUUCGGGCUCUGUAUAGCGCGUGCUAUCAGUAUGUCUGCGGACAGAAAGCGGCCGGUGACGUAUGGGAAAUCGCCUUCGCAUCGACCUGAACCCAUUCUGCGGGGUUUAGGGGAUACCUCCACAAGAUCUCCUAAAUCUCGUACUUCGCCCAGUGAUGGAUUCACAGCAUUUUCCUCACCAGAGUCAUCGAUCAGAUCGCCUCAACACUCACCUCUAUCGGAAAACUCAACUAGUUCUUCCCCUAGCAAACGAGAAAAUGAGCGCAGUGUCAUGCAGCGAAAGCGGAGGAAGUUGACAAAUGAAGAGACGUGCCGAGAUCGUACACAGAGUCAAAUCAACUCGGAAGCGUCCGCAGACAUCAACCUGUGCGGCAAUGAAGACAUUCUCCUGGAGAUAUCCCACCGUGACGACAAUCAAUCUUCAUCUUCAUACUGGCGCUCUGUUCCCCGACAGAAGCACAAAUCUGAGCCUAUAGGACGCGAGCAUGAAGGAGACAAUGCCCAGAGUGUAUCUCAGAAGGAUGAUCCGACUUGCACACGGAAACGGUUAGUCGACUCACUGGGCACCACAGGUAAUGACGGCGCAGUUAUUAUUCCGAUUUCAGAUGCUGUUCCUAAGUCGGCGCAUUCUUCCCAGGUUAAUGUCUCUAAUGAAGCGGAGUUAGUCUCUACACGUCCGGGUUCAACCAGGGAAUCAGUUAAAAUAGUGACUCGUGAUCCUGGGCGUUUACAAAACUUAACGGGCCCCAAACCUCCCAUAUCCCGAUCUUCGAGAUUUACGUAUUCGCGACAGCGCUCGUUCUUGAAUGACCCACUCAGCUUGACUGACUCCGAGCCACUUGGUAUAGGAAGCUCCUACUACUUUGAUACGGAAAAAGAACUGCGUAGUGCGCAUGUUUCGCGCAUACCUCCCGCAGAAGAUGAUACACAUGAUAUGAAACCUGUUCGGAGUAUUCACGAGCUUCGACAGGCCGGUGACAACGCCCGAUUCCGAGAAGUCGUUGACUCACUCUUCGAGGACAUUGAGGAUGCACAUACUACAUCAUCGGGGAGGUGCCGUGGGCUUGCUGAGUUAUGCGCAAAGCUCCUGGACUCCGAGUUCGUCUAUCGUUUCUCUGAGCAAGGCUUUGACGAACGUUUGGUCAACUGCACACCAAAAAGCCUCGACAUAGUAUCCGCCUCGCUUGUGCUCAGUGCUUACAAACUCAUAAUAAUUGGAGGUCAUGCUUCUUGUAUAUUUUCAGAAGCCGUAUGGGCAAAGAUCCUCGAACUCUUACCUCAAUUCCUAGACAUGGAUGCCGACCUCAACACUUUAGCGCGAGAGCCUUCAAUCGGCCUAUCAAGAACAGCGCAAGCUUCAGUCAGAGGUAUUCGGAGUCAUCUGCUACCUGUCAUAGGUGCACCUUCGCCAUACCUGUCCCCUCAAUUAUUAGCAGUCGACUGCACCGAAUCAUCCUUAAAAGUUCUUCGACAGAGCAGUCACACUAUCUGCUCUAUUCCUGCCUCCCUGUUAAAUAGGCUUGUUGACUUUUUGAUAGCGAAGGCUUCUGCGAACAUGAAUGGUCAUACACUGGCAAAUGAAACUCACUUUUUGCUGGCAUUAUUCUCAAUUCUUGAGAAUUACUCUGUGAUAUCUGAGCCUUUUGACCGUGAUCACCGCCUAUGUUUCCAACGCCUUUCUCAGCUUCACGGUCUCUUAUUCCUGGAUCAUUAUGAUCGCUCCCGUCAGGUUUCAAUGUCCUACGUUCGGGUGAUAUUGAAUCUUACUAACAGGGAGCCAACACUCUGCGCCAGCUUUGCGUCCCAAGAACUUGUUUCUGGACUUGCUAAAAUUGUUGUUGGUAAUUUUAGCAAUGUUUCCAACCGCUCUCUUGUUCAGGAGGGCGACUCUCUGAAUGAAGUCAUCUUGGCUCUGGGCACUCUCAUAAAUCUAUCAGAGAAGACUGAGCAGGCCAGAGCUAUACUCGUACAUGCCGAUGGCAGUGCGGUUCCCAUAUUUCACCAGCUGUUAGAACAGUUUUCUAGUAGUAUAAAUGCUAUGGACCAGGUAAGAAAUAUGCUCUUUUUGAUCAUUCUUGUCUGA
Aspergillus nidulans FGSC A4 is the source of this 2172-nucleotide messenger RNA. Its product is annotated as WAPL family protein. Bases 121 to 2172 code for a protein of 683 amino acids. The transcript has 2 exons. Lineage: Eukaryota; Fungi; Ascomycota; Eurotiomycetes; Eurotiales; Aspergillaceae. The record is from RefSeq and is a predicted model, not a curated record.